Molecule: messenger RNA, 2775 nt
Organism: Erinaceus europaeus (western European hedgehog)
Lineage: Eukaryota; Metazoa; Chordata; Mammalia; Eulipotyphla; Erinaceidae
Gene: FOXQ1
Product: forkhead box Q1
Exons: 1
Coding region: 649-1890 (413 amino acids)
Biological process (GO): cell differentiation; anatomical structure morphogenesis; regulation of transcription by RNA polymerase II
Molecular function (GO): RNA polymerase II cis-regulatory region sequence-specific DNA binding; DNA-binding transcription factor activity, RNA polymerase II-specific
Source: RefSeq, a predicted model, not a curated record
GGGGUUAUAUUGCGCCCCGGCAAAGGUAGACGCGGGACUUAAGCCUCGACCGGCCAGCGCGGAGAUGCUACCCAGGCGGCCAGGGGCGGGAAGGCGGCUGCGGGAGCCACGGCCUCGGGGACUCGGCUCCGCGGGUGCUCAAAGCUGAAGACACCGGACACCCAUUCCACAUACCCUCUCCCCUUGCCCCCCCCAAAAGAAAAGCUGGCACACUUAUCAGUCGCCACCAUCUCCGUGUCGCGGAGUUCGCCGGCCCUGGACGUGGGAUCCUCCCAGUGAAGAAUCCUUCUGGGUCUCUGGAACGGAUCGCAGAUGCGCCCCCUUCUUCCCUCCUGCAGGGAACCCCAAACCCCACGAACCGGAGCACCGGAGAGAGGAACCGCACCCCCGCACGCAGUCGCCCCCAAGAUCCGAAUCCUCGGACUGGAGACAGCACCCACCCAGACCCUCCCUCCCCGCCCCUCUUGGGUCACCCAAUAAAAUACAACCUCGCCAACGAAAAAUUCCAGCGGAAGAGGACUCUCCUCCUAGGAAGGGGACAAGAAAAAAGGGGAUCUGCUGAGCAAGACGAGGACCUCGGGUCCUGGGGGUGUCCUCCUGGCCCUGUCCCCGGCACCAGCGGAAAGGAAAAGAGUGGAGUGCGCGGGCAUGAAGCUAGAGGUGCUGGACUCCCGCGCGGCCCACGGGCACCAGCCGGGAGGUGACCUAGAGGCCACCGGUGGCAGCGCCGCGCCCUCUCCGCUGUCCGCGGCUGGCGACGACCCCCUGAGCUCGGACGGGGACUGCGCGACCCAUAGCCCUGUGGCUGGCGGGGGCGCCGGCGAGUUGGCGGACGGCGGCGAUCGGGACCGGGGCGGCGGGCCCGGCGUGGCUGCGGCGGCGGAGGAGGAGGCGGAGGGCCACUCGGCGGCGGCGGGAGAGGCGGACGCCGGCGCUGCGGAGCCGGGGGCCGGGGCGGCGGGCUGCGGCGAGGGUGUGCGCAGCAAGCCGUACACGCGGCGGCCCAAGCCCCCGUACUCGUACAUCGCCCUCAUCGCCAUGGCCAUCCGCGACUCUGCAGGCGGCCGCCUGACCCUGGCGGAGAUCAACGAGUACCUCAUGGGCAAGUUCCCCUUCUUCCGCGGCAGCUACACCGGCUGGCGCAACUCGGUGCGCCACAACCUCUCGCUCAAUGACUGCUUCGUCAAGGUGCUGCGCGACCCCUCGCGGCCCUGGGGCAAAGACAACUACUGGAUGCUCAACCCCAACAGCGAGUACACUUUCGCCGACGGGGUCUUCCGCCGUCGCCGCAAGCGUCUCAGCCACCGAGUGGUGGCCGCCCCCACCUCGGGGCUGGGACCCGACGAGUCCGCGCCGGGUCGGACCGCCGCGCCCCAGCAGCCCGCGCCCGCAGCCCCGGCCUCGCCGGCCGCGCGCUCGCCUGCCCGCCUGGAGGGUCGCGCCAGCCCCGCGGGCAAAUUCUCCAGCUCCUUCGCCAUCGACAGCAUCCUCAGCAAGCCCUUCCGCAGCCGCCGCGACGGGGACGUGGCCUCCGCGGCGCGACUGCCCUGGGGCGCCCCGGCGCUGCCCGCCUACCCCGCUCUCCUCCCGGGCGCGCCCGGAGCAGCCCUGCUGCCGCUUUGCGCCUACGGCGCGGUGGAACCCGCGCUGCUGGGCGCGCGGGGAGCAGAGGCGCCCCCCGCGCCGCCGCCGCCGCCACCACCGCCCGCGCCGCACCUCCUGCUGUCGCCCCUGUCGGCCGCGGCCCCAACCAAGCCUUUCCGGGGUCCCGCGGCUGGCGAGGGCGCACACCUGUACUGCCCCCUGCGGCUCCCCGCUGCCCUGCAGGCCGCCUCCGCCUGCGGCCCAGCUCCGCACCUACCCUACCCGGUGGAGACACUGCUGGCCUGAACCCACCCAGGGCCCUGCCGCAGUGGGCACGGAGGCGGGGGGGAAUGCCGACUCAGGGGCUUCGCACUCUCUUUUCGGAAGAAAGGAAACUUGAAAAAGAUUAUCUCCAUCAAACGUGCCUUCAGCCUAAAGCUUUUUGUUGUUGUUAUUGUUGACAGAAGCGUUUCAACUAGUCCAGAACUUUCUCUUGUGUCUUUUCUAACUUUUCAGAGGACCAAAGCAACUCUACAUAGCUUUUCAUAUCUUGACCAAGUCUACCCCUUCUUUCCCCUCAAAAAGAUUUUUUUUUCUCCAUUCUAACUGCCCAAUCUCUCCUUAUUACUAGUCUCCCCCCCCGCCCCCGCCGCUCGCACCUUAUGAUUUGUCCAAAAAAAAGAAAGUGAAAAAAAUUACCAUCAGGGAACCAAUUCAUAUGAUAAAUGAUAUGACUACUGUUUGGGGUGUCUCUGGCCCCCUGCGCUGUGUAUGUGUGUGACAUUUAUAGGUAUGGUUGAGUGUGAAAGAUAAUUUUCAGUCACUUCUCUGCUAUUGACCAAUGCUUCACUGUGCCAAAAUAUAAAAAAGAAAAAAAUGGAAUACUGUUGGGUUUUGUAAGUAAAUUAUUUAUAUAUUUUUGAAACCUGGCUUGAAUAUGUUGCAGGCAACGGGCUACAGCUUUAUUCGUGGUUCUGUGAUCUCUACCUGUGGUCUACUUGGACCAAGUAAUUUCUUUCAAGAAAAAGUUGGUAAAAUAUCCGCGGGGUGCUAGGACCACUGCCACAUGAAAGCAAGUAUGAUUUUUAUUUUUAAUAUUAUUUUAUUUGUGUUUAUGUAUAUAUUCAUGUAUAAAUUUUAUGGAACUCAGGCAUAGUGCUUAUUUUUUAAUAAAACUCACAACUGACUUUA